AUGCCGGAUUGCAUUGACUUUGAGACUCAGCAUUUCGGUGGACAUGUUGCGGAAACGAUGCCUCACAGAAGUUUGGCUGCGAUCACCAUGGAAUGGGUCCGAAGCCUUGUACCUGCGACUUUUGCAGGUGAGUUCUCGGCUUUAACCUACGUUAUGAAUUCCACUGAUUGUGAUAGAAUGGGAAAACCUUUGACAGACUCGAUAUUCGAGAGUACCUCAAAGAAGCAACAUGCCGUUGGAUUGGGCCUUGUCAAAGGACCUGACCCGAGAAGCUAUAACGCACAUUCUGCUCUCAUAAAUGAGAUGGCAAGAAGUGCCAUGGGGAUGGACGGCUGA
Molecule: messenger RNA, 336 nt
Organism: Hymenoscyphus albidus
Lineage: Eukaryota; Fungi; Ascomycota; Leotiomycetes; Helotiales; Helotiaceae
Source: the annotation of a GenBank genome assembly